Messenger RNA from Eurypyga helias (sunbittern), 3181 nucleotides. RefSeq names its product ephrin type-B receptor 1. The record is from RefSeq and is a predicted model, not a curated record. Gene Ontology annotation, biological process: protein phosphorylation; cell surface receptor protein tyrosine kinase signaling pathway; axon guidance. The transcript has 17 exons. Gene Ontology annotation, molecular function: ATP binding; protein binding; transmembrane-ephrin receptor activity. Gene Ontology annotation, cellular component: neuron projection; plasma membrane. Bases 1 to 2904 code for a protein of 967 amino acids. Lineage: Eukaryota; Metazoa; Chordata; Aves; Eurypygiformes; Eurypygidae.
AUGGCAGCGUUGAAACAAACUUUGAUGGAUACGCGGACAGCGACAGCCGAGCUGGGCUGGACCGCCAACCCUCCUUCAGGGUGGGAAGAAGUCAGCGGCUACGACGAAAACCUCAACACCAUCCGCACGUACCAGGUGUGCAACGUCUUCGAGCCCAACCAGAACAACUGGCUCCUCACCACGUUCAUCAACCGGCGCGGAGCUCACCGCAUCUACACCGAGAUGCGCUUCACUGUGCGGGACUGCAGCAGCCUCCCCAACGUCCCUGGCUCCUGCAAGGAGACUUUCAACCUCUACUACUACGAGACGGACUCUGUCAUUGCCACCAAGAAGUCAGCCUUCUGGACGGAGGCACCCUACCUCAAAGUGGACACCAUUGCUGCUGACGAGAGCUUCUCCCAGGUGGACUUCGGUGGCAGGUUGAUGAAAGUCAACACAGAAGUGAGAAGUUUCGGGCCGCUGACCCGCAAUGGCUUUUACCUGGCUUUCCAGGACUAUGGGGCUUGUAUGUCUUUGCUCUCUGUCAGGGUCUUCUUCAAGAAGUGCCCCAGCGUGGUGCAGAACUUCGCUAUCUUCCCGGAGACCAUGACAGGAGCGGAGAGCACCUCUCUAGUGACUGCCCGUGGCACCUGCAUCCCCAACGCUGAGGAGGUGGACGUGCCCAUCAAACUGUACUGCAACGGGGACGGGGAGUGGAUGGUCCCCAUCGGCCGCUGUACCUGCAAGGCUGGUUACGAGCCGGAGAACAACGUGGCUUGCAAAGCCUGCCCAGCGGGGAUGUUCAAGGCCAGCCAGGGUGCGGGGGUCUGCGUGCCCUGCCCCUCCAACAGACGCUCUACCACCGAGGCCUCACCGGUCUGCAGCUGCUUGAAUUUAUACUUCACCCGGGCAAGCCUGCCUCAAGCACUCUCCUUCCCCACAGGUGUCCCAUCCGGGCCCCGCAACGUCAUCUCCAUCGUCAACGAGACGUCCAUCAUCCUGGAGUGGCACCCGCCACGAGAGACUGGGGGUCGGGACGAUGUCACCUACAACAUCGUCUGCAAGAAGUGCCGGUCGGACCGACGUGCCUGCUCCCGCUGCGACGACAACGUGGACUUUGUCCCCCGGCAGCUGGGGCUGACAGAGACCCGGGUCUUCAUCAGCAACCUGUGGGCGCACACGCCGUACACCUUUGAGAUCCAGGCUGUCAACGGCGUUUCCAACAAGAGCCCCUUCCCACCGCAGCACAUCUCUGUCAACAUCACCACCAACCAAGCCGCACCCUCCACCGUCCCCAUCAUGCACCAGGUGAGUGCCACGAUGAGGAGCAUCACGCUCUCCUGGCCUCAGCCUGAGCAGCCCAACGGCAUCAUCCUGGACUACGAGAUCCGCUACUACGAGAAGGACCACAACGAGUACAACUCUUCCAUGGCCCGCAGCCAGACCAACACGGCCAGGAUCGAGGGGCUGCGACCCGGCAUGGUGUACGUGGUGCAGGUCCGAGCCCGCACCGUGGCCGGCUACGGCAAGUACAGCGGGAAGAUGUGCUUCCAGACACUGACGGACGAUGACUACAAGUCGGAGCUGAGAGAGCAGCUGCCUUUGAUCGCAGGGUCUGCAGCGGCUGGGGUGGUCUUCAUCGUCUCGCUGGUGGCCAUUUCCAUCGUCUGCAGCAGGAAGCGUGCCUACAGCAAGGAGGCGGUGUACAGCGACAAAUUACAGCACUACAGGUCUCCAGGGAUGAAGAUCUACAUUGACCCCUUCACUUAUGAGGACCCCAACGAGGCUGUCCGAGAGUUCGCCAAGGAGAUUGAUGUGUCCUUUGUGAAGAUUGAAGAGGUCAUUGGAGCAGGGGAGUUUGGAGAAGUGUAUAAAGGACGCCUGAAGUUGCCCGGCAAGCGGGAGAUCUACGUGGCCAUCAAAACGCUCAAAGCUGGCUACUCGGAGAAGCAGCGCCGGGAUUUCCUGAGCGAGGCCAGCAUCAUGGGGCAGUUCGACCACCCCAACAUCAUUCGGCUGGAAGGGGUGGUGACCAAAAGCCGACCGGUCAUGAUCAUCACCGAGUUCAUGGAGAACGGGGCCCUGGACUCAUUCCUGCGGCAAAAUGACGGGCAGUUCACGGUGAUCCAGCUGGUGGGGAUGCUCAGAGGAAUUGCCGCUGGCAUGAAGUACCUUGCAGAGAUGAAUUACGUGCACCGAGAUCUGGCUGCCAGGAACAUCCUGGUCAACAGCAACCUGGUCUGCAAAGUGUCGGACUUCGGCCUCUCGCGCUACCUGCAGGACGAUACGUCCGACCCUACCUACACCAGCUCCUUGGGGGGGAAGAUCCCUGUCAGGUGGACAGCGCCGGAGGCCAUCGCCUACCGCAAGUUCACCUCGGCCAGCGAUGUCUGGAGCUACGGCAUCGUCAUGUGGGAGGUGAUGUCGUUCGGGGAGAGGCCCUACUGGGACAUGUCCAACCAAGAUGUCAUCAAUGCCAUCGAGCAGGAUUACCGGCUCCCGCCGCCCAUGGACUGCCCCGCUGCCCUGCACCAGCUGAUGCUGGACUGCUGGCAGAAGGACCGCAACACCCGCCCGCGCUUCACCGAGAUAGUCAACACCCUCGACAAAAUGAUCCGCAACCCGGCAAGCCUCAAAACUGUGGCUACCAUCACCGCUGUGCCUUCUCAGCCCCUCCUCGACCGCUCCAUCCCCGACUUCACUGCCUUUACCUCAGUAGACGACUGGCUGAGUGCCGUGAAGAUGAGCCAGUACCGGGACAGCUUCCUGACCGCUGGCUUCACCUCCCUGCAGCUUGUUGCCCAGAUGACAUCCGAAGACCUCCUGAGAAUAGGGGUGACUUUGGCUGGGCACCAGAAGAAGAUCCUGAACAGCAUCCAGUCCAUGCGAGUACAGAUGAGCCAGUCUCCGACCUCGAUGGCAUGACGUCCCUUGUUCGACGGGGAGGGGACGGGGAGGGCACGCAGCGGAGGGGCAGAGGUGGGAGGGGAGGAACUGACAGGUGCUGCGGGCUCGCGUUUGGAGAGGUCCCCGACGCUGCCUGUGGACUGUGACCGCCGACGAAGGAUGUUCCUGGGACUCAUCUCUUAACUGGUGACUUCCGUUCCUCGCCCACAGAAGCACACUUACCGAUGUCAUGGGGAACAGCGUAUAAAUACGUAUAAAUAUGUACAAAUCAUAUAUUUAAAAAAACAAAACAAAA